Molecule: messenger RNA, 2148 nt
Organism: Phoenix dactylifera (date palm)
Lineage: Eukaryota; Viridiplantae; Streptophyta; Magnoliopsida; Arecales; Arecaceae
Product: WUSCHEL-related homeobox 8-like
Molecular function (GO): DNA binding; DNA-binding transcription factor activity
Source: RefSeq, a predicted model, not a curated record
UUCUUUCUCCACUGUAGAAUCUUCAGUCUUAGACUUGCGUCUCCUGCUCGCCCUCUGCUUCUGUCUUUCCAUCCGUAGCCUCCACUCCACUCCCGUCCCUCCUACGCCGACUAAUAUUCUUCCAAUCUCUUCAUAUAUAGCAACAAAGAACGUACUUUAAGGAAGGGAGAGAGAGUCCACGAUCUUCGCGUGCCCGCGCGUGCUUUCCUUUCGUGCUGGAGCGCGUCUUCCCUCGUUUCUACUUUCCUUCCAUCUCUUCUUCUACUUGCCACUUUUGCAUACAAAGAGAGAAGGGGAAGAGAUGGGAGAGAGAAAGGAGGGAUUUUUUUGAGUGGGCGAGGGGGGAAUGGAGUGGGAGAUGGCUUGUGCGGCUAAUAAUAGUGAUCAGAGCAACAGGGGAGAGGGGGAGGAGAGGAGGGGAGGAGGGGAAGGGAUGACGGACGGGGUGUUGUACAUGAAGGUGAUGACCGACGAGCAGAUGGAGGUGCUCCGCCGCCAGAUUUCCGUCUACGCCACCAUCUGCGAGCAGCUCGUCGAGAUGCACAAGGCCGUCACUGCGCAGCAGGACUCCCUCGCAGGAAUGAGACUGGGGAGACUGUACUGUGAUCCUCUGAUGACACCUGGGGGCCACAAGAUCACUGCAAGGCAGCGGUGGACUCCAACACCCAUGCAGCUACAAAUUCUUGAGAGCAUAUUUGAUCAAGGCAAUGGGACUCCAAGCAAGCAGAAGAUAAAAGAUGUUACUCUUGAACUGUCACAGCAUGGUCAGAUCUCUGAAACAAAUGUCUAUAACUGGUUCCAGAAUAGAAGGGCACGGUCAAAGCGGAAGCAGAGUGCUGCAUUACCAAAUAAUACCGAUUCCGAAGUAGAGGCAGAUGAUGAAUCCCCAAGUGAAAAGAAGCCGAAGUCAGAGAAACAUACCCAUGAAAGCCUGCCUUCAAGAAUAGAUGAUAUCUCCAUUCAUGGAACACAAAUGAACCCUGAGUUGCGUUCUAUAGAUCUGGAGACCAAUCCAAGACAGGGCAUGUAUGCAUCAAAUGGCAUUUCAAGGUCUUAUGGCACUUUAGGCCAAAUGCCUUUCUAUGAGAAUGCUCUAUCAAACUCAAGAUUUGAUCACUUGAUUGGGAAGAUGGAAAUUCCUCGAAGUUUUAGUCCUUGUCAACAAGGAGAGAGCUACGACUUGAUUGGGUAACAUUCUAGUUUUAGUUUUUGCUGAUCGUAGCUUCCACGCUGACAAACUGGUGAUAUUUCAAGGAAUGCUAAAAAUUGUUUGGAGGAUUGUAGUAUACGCUCCUCACAGAAUACUUUCUACAACGUGCGCAUGCAUCCUGAGAUUCUGAAGACUUAUGACUGUUUGGCAUCCUUUGAAUAGGUUGCUGAUUUACUCUUAAUGCAGAUCCUAAUGGUGAAAAGAUCCAUUAUUAAGAUGUAGUCAGUCUUGUUUGAUUUCGCUGCUACUCUGCUUAAAUUAUAUAGUUAUAUAACUAUGUUCAAGCAUGAUACUUUGGCACUAAACUUCUACUUUGAUGAUGGGGGAGCCGCACAAAGGAAAUGAAUAUUAGAAAAUGGAGGUUCGCAAUGCCUAGACUGAUAUACGAUCAUGCUGAAACUUUCCAAGUUGGAAACCUCCAUUCUCAUUCCCCCCCUCCAUAGCAUCUAAAUAGAGCUAUUCUCUUAGAAGGUUUUUGGUUCCACAAAGAGUGAUAUCAUGCUCGAAUAAAACUCGACAGUUCUCUGUAAAAGUUAUUUGUCGAUUUGAAGGUUUAAUGGAGGCAAAAUUGGCGGAAGUAACAGAAUGGUGAGCAGUCGUGAUCAUUUGCAAAAGAUUGUCCGAUCAUUCUAGUACUCUAUUGGCUAGUCAUUUUAACAUAACAAAUCAGUGCAGAAUGGCCAAACUGUUCAUUAAGUGAUCCAUUCCACUUACUAGGGCAUAAAGAUUGCAGAUAUGCUGCUUCUAUCCUAUGACAAAAGUGGACGCUGGCAAGCCGUUGGGAGAGCAGACAUCCAAAUGUCCAAAUCUUCACAAUCCUUCUCUUAUUUUUUUUAUUUGUUAAUUUUUCAUAUUUGUUGGUAUCCGAUCUCCCUUUGGAUACUAGGAACAACAAUGAAAAUGUUCUGAAGUGCAAACAGAGACAUGUUUAAUAGCAA